AUGGCGCCGAAGCUGUUUCUCACGGGUACUACAGGCUAUAUCGGAGGCACCGUCCUCGACACGUUGAUCAAAGCCCAUCCGGAUUGGUCUUACACCGUGCUCCUCCGUAACGUGCCUGCUAUUUUUGCAGAACGCUACCCCCACGUUCGUAUCGUUCACGGAGACUAUAGCAGCGCCGACGUCAUUUUGGCGGCCGCGUCGCAAGCCGAUAUCGUCAUCCAUAGCGGCAACUCCGAUGACGAACCCAGCAUCAAAGCUAUCAUCGCUGGCUUGCUGACCCGCAAUGAGGCAUCCUACUUGAUCCACCUUAGCGGCACGGGCAUCAUAGACGACUGGAUCGAGGGGACGCACCUAGGGGAAUUCAACCCAAAGGUCUGGUCCGACAUCGACGACAUCGACGCUAUUACUUCCAUGAGAGACGAUGCACUUCACCGGAAUGUCGACAAGAUCAUCCAGGAGGCCGCGGUCGCCCACCCGGACAAGUUGAAGACGGCAAUCAUUUGCCCUCCCUGCAUCUGCGGCAAAGGGCGCGGCCCCGGCCGCACGCAGAGCGUACUCCUUCCCGUGCUUCGCACCGAGUCUUUGAGACGCGGCGCCCCCUUCUACUAUGGGUCCGGCGCCAACAUGCGUAACUGGGUUCACCUCGACGACCUCAUGCAGGUCUACCUCAAACUUGUAGAGGCCGCCGCGGCGAAGGGCGGUAAUGCCACGUGGGGUAAAGAGGGCUACUACUUCACCACCACACACGAGACGUCUCAUCUCGAGCUCGCUGUGGAGGUUGGCAAGAUUCUCCAUGCUAAGGGUCUCAUCUCGAGCCCCGACCCUAUACAGAUUUCUCUUGAUGAGGUCGACAGUCUGCUCCCCGACUGGGGCAUUCCGCGCCUCGGUCGGUACGUGAUAGCAGGCAACUCCAGAACUCAACCCGAUCGCGCCACGAAGUUCUUGAACUUCAAGCCGACGGGGCGCACUGUUUGGGAGGAUUUCGAAGCCGAUAUGGAGGGCAGCGGAGACUCACUGUCUUCAGCUGCGGUUCGCGGAAUGGCUGCGGCCCGCCAGUAGGACGGGCUGAGGAGCUCCUCUAAUGCUUAAUAUGCGAUACAUGAUAUUACUGUAUGACGCGUUACCAUGCGAUGCUCGUUAUCGUAUGGUAUGGAUUGGCG
Messenger RNA from Punctularia strigosozonata HHB-11173 SS5, 1160 nucleotides. RefSeq names its product nucleoside-diphosphate-sugar epimerase. Bases 1 to 1059 code for a protein of 352 amino acids. The record is from RefSeq and is a predicted model, not a curated record. NCBI's taxonomy places the organism in Eukaryota, Fungi, Basidiomycota, Agaricomycetes, Corticiales, Punctulariaceae. The transcript is spliced from 4 exons.